Molecule: messenger RNA, 1115 nt
Organism: Stylophora pistillata
Lineage: Eukaryota; Metazoa; Cnidaria; Anthozoa; Scleractinia; Pocilloporidae
Product: ribosome production factor 1
Biological process (GO): maturation of LSU-rRNA; maturation of 5.8S rRNA
Cellular component (GO): nucleolus; preribosome, large subunit precursor
Molecular function (GO): rRNA primary transcript binding
Source: RefSeq, a predicted model, not a curated record
AUGAAGGAAGAUGGCGGCCAGAGAGAGGAAAGAGGUUGACUUCUCUCAAAUUAAAAAUAAGCAAAGACGGAGUUCUCUCUACCAGCAGGAAAAGCUAAAGAAAGCAAAAGAAAAAAGGGAUCAGAAACGUAAACGAAAACAGGAGGAAUCCCAGGAAGAAGGAGAGCCUAAACCAAAGCAAGUUCCAAGAACUAUUGACAACACUCGAGUUGCUGAUGAGACCAUUGUAGAGCCGCAGGAUGAGGAGGUCUUGAAUGAUGAAGAAACUGAUGAGUUUGCAGCAUACUUUAGAUGUGAGGUAGUACCCAAGGUUCUUAUCACCUCAAGUGACAGAUCUAAAGUGAAAACAGUUCAGUUCAUGGAGGAACUCCAACGCAUCAUCCCAAAUUCUGAAGUCCGUGUACGUAAGGGUAUAGAUUUGAAGAAAAUUAUCCCUCAAGCUAAAGAAAGAGGAUUUACAGCUCUUGUUGUUGUGAAUGAAGACAAAAAAAUGCCAAAUGGAGUAGUGAUAAGUCAUUUGCCAGAUGGACCAACUGCACAUUUUAAAUUGACCAGUGUGAAACUUGGCAAGACAAUCAAGAACCAUGGUCGUAAGACAAGCCAUAGACCAGAGGUUAUACUCAAUAACUUUAGCACACGUCUUGGCCAUUCAGUAGCUCGCCUUCUCGCUGCCUUGUUUCCUUAUGAUCCUCAGUUUCAAGGCAGACAAUGCAUUACCUUUCAUAAUCAGCGUGACUUCAUUUUCUUUAGACAUCACAGAUAUAUUUUUAAGAACCAAAAGAAGGCAGGACUGCAAGAAUUGGGCCCCAGAUUUACACUUAAGCUUCGCUCUUUACAACGAGGAGCUUUUGAUUCCAAGUUUGGAGAAUAUGAAUGGAUUCAUAAGAGAAAAGAGAUGGAUACAAGCCGCAAGAAGUUCUUUCUUUAAUCUUAUUAGACUGUGUAGAAUAAUUUGUCAGUGUUACAAUUUUUGAUACUUUAUUCCUCUUUGGAACUUACCAGUAGUCUCUGUAUGGAACCUCUAUCUCUCUUUGGGACUCAGGAAUUUCUUUUCCUAACCCUUUACACCAUUGAUCAGUAUGCAUAUUCUCCAUACUGUUCUCUAUACAUUCCCU